UCAGUUCUCAAAGUACAAGCCACAACAUGGAAUUCAAAGCAAGUUUCCUGCUCCUCAGCCUGGCCUGUGCCUGCGCCUGCAUCUGUGUCGCUGCCUAUCCCGAUCCUUUGGCUUACGCACUCGAAGAUGAACCGAAUCUGGUCUACAUGGAACCCUUGGAGUUCUUUCCCGAUGCCAUUGAUGUGGAAAUGGACCAUCCGCGAGUGCGUCGCCAGUGGCAGCUGCAGGGUGGCGGCGGCGGUGGCCCUCGCCAGGGCAUUGACCUCAGCCUGAGCGGUCGUGCGCCUGUGUGGCAGAGCCAGAACGGACGCCACUCCGUGGACGCCACGGGACAGUAUGCCCAACAUUUGGGUGGACCCUACGGCAACAGUCGUCCCCAGUUCGGCGUCGGUGGACAGUACACCUUCAGGUUCUAGGGAAUCUCCGAAUGCUACCGCAAUUAUGUCAAAGAUCAAACCAUUGAAACUUAU
Molecule: messenger RNA, 470 nt
Organism: Drosophila subobscura
Lineage: Eukaryota; Metazoa; Arthropoda; Insecta; Diptera; Drosophilidae
Product: diptericin-A
Exons: 2
Coding region: 27-416 (129 amino acids)
Biological process (GO): defense response to bacterium
Cellular component (GO): extracellular region
Source: RefSeq, a predicted model, not a curated record